AUGUCAUCAUCAGACGAGGAGGAAAAGCGACCUAAACAACCAGAGCUCUCGUUCAUCACGCCAAAUGGCGUAUCCUACUAUGCCUCGUCUAAAUGCAUGCGUGUGGAAGAAUACCAGGAGAUGCUUGAUCGAGGGUGGAGACGGUCCGGAUCACUUUACUACAAGCAAAAUCUGAAACGCUCGUGCUGUCCGCAUUACACGAUAAGGCUGGACCCUACUACUUUCAAGCCAAGAAAGGACCAGAGGUUGGCCAUGAAUCACUGGAAUAAUUUCGUGCUGGGACAGUCGUAUAUCCGCAGUGCGGCAAGACUCUGUCCAAAAACUCGAGAGGAGAAGAAAUUGCGAAAGUCGAAGUUUGAUCUACUCCAACGAGUCCAUGAAGUGGAAUACACCAAUGUCAAGAAACUCAGGGAUCCGAAGACGAAAAGGGCUAUAGAACCGGCCCAUAGGUUUGAAGUGAAUAUUGAGUCAGAUUCUUUCUCACAGGCAAAGUUUGUCCCUUCCUCCCUCUUUUUCCUUUCUCUAGUGGCCGUUCUAGACCUGCUUCCUCAUGCCGUGAGUUCGGUUUAUCUAUUCUAUGACCCAGAGUACAGCGACUAUGAAUUUGGGAAAAUUAGUGCUCUCCGAGAAAUUGCCUUAACUAGUGAGGGAAAUUACCAAUACUACUAUAUGGGUUUCUAUAUACACUCCUGUCCAAAAAUGCGAUACAAGGCGAAUUUCCAGCCUCAACCCGGAAAGCUUCACAUGGAGUCCAUUUGA
This is a messenger RNA of Histoplasma mississippiense, 759 nucleotides long. RefSeq lists its product as hypothetical. The record is from RefSeq and is a predicted model, not a curated record. The transcript has 9 exons. Bases 1 to 759 code for a protein of 252 amino acids. Gene Ontology annotation, molecular function: arginyl-tRNA--protein transferase activity. Gene Ontology annotation, biological process: protein arginylation. NCBI's taxonomy places the organism in Eukaryota, Fungi, Ascomycota, Eurotiomycetes, Onygenales, Ajellomycetaceae. Gene Ontology annotation, cellular component: cytoplasm.